Messenger RNA from Rhodotorula toruloides NP11, 1188 nucleotides. RefSeq lists its product as uncharacterized. The record is from RefSeq and is a predicted model, not a curated record. The transcript is spliced from 6 exons. Bases 1 to 1188 code for a protein of 395 amino acids. Lineage: Eukaryota; Fungi; Basidiomycota; Microbotryomycetes; Sporidiobolales; Sporidiobolaceae.
AUGGCAAACUUACAGCCUCCACGCCUGACCCGCAUGCGAUCCUUCUUCAGGUCGGAGGCGCCCACGCCGCCCACUCCUUUCUACCUGCAGACUCCACGCAACCCCGUCGACGCUGAGCUAGUCCGAGGGCUCGACGUUGCGAGCUUCGCCUCGGGCCUCGCAAGGAUGGUCGCGGGAUGGGCCAAGCACGAGUACAAGGACGCGCACAUCGUUUUUACCGGCUGGACCGCUUUGCAGGUCAUUGCGGCGAGCGUGCUGGAACAAGUCUAUCAGGAGGCGAGCUCGGGACAACUGCUCGAAACGCUCGGCGUUCCUCUUCACGCGACCCGCUUUUCUCACGCAGUUCCCAUCUCUUUCGACUUACGUGGCGAGGAUGCAUCAGACGCAAUGUCGCACAUCCAAUACGCCUUGUCCUUCGAGCGGGAUCACGACGGUUUUCCCACCAACACAGGAUCACGUAGCCGGCUAUGGCUCUUGCACGACUUGUACACCUCGCAGAACUCCGGCUCCUCCGCUUCCGACCGCGCAAAGUACGCCGUCGCAAUGGAGGUGCCGACUCGCCCUGGCCUUCCGACCGCAACCGUCCAGCUCACCGUCAUCGGCAAUCACGGCCACAAGCUCGUUCCUAGCGCACAAGACGUCACCUGCGAGAGCCUCAGGGCGCUCUUCCGACAAGCGGUACAGGACCUUGUUCGCGGCACGCAACUGAGCGCAGAGAAGCUCGUUAUGGCGCGAUACGCCGUCCAGCUGCUCGAGUUGCGCUACCGGCAUGCGGCUUCGAGGGAUCAACUCAAUAUCUAUCAAAGUCUCAGUCGCUCGCAUGAAGCGGCGGUGAGGGUGCAGGACCUCUCGUCGGACGUCUUGAACGAGGCGGUCAAGAUGGAGCAGUCGUGGUGGAGGGAUACGACAAGGUUCUUCGCCACUCCCGUUCCGCCGUCAAAGGAGAUUGCGGCGCUGUACGUGAAGCACUUCGAGCUGACCCGAGAAUGGCUGGAGAGGCGACGUCAAUUGCCAUUCGAUACCGAUGCACCGGCGCACUCGCUCGCGAAGCACUCUCCCUUCGAAGUUCGCGCCCGCUCGUCGUUCUUCUGGCACUUCGCGCCUCUCUACCUAUCGGCAAGAACACCAUCGAGAACCCCGUAUCGUAUCUUCUGUAUCGCUCGCGAGCGCCUCGCCGGUUCAGGUUGA